Messenger RNA from Tachysurus vachellii, 1930 nucleotides. It is a transcript of the gene smim29, whose product is annotated as small integral membrane protein 29. The transcript has 6 exons. NCBI's taxonomy places the organism in Eukaryota, Metazoa, Chordata, Actinopteri, Siluriformes, Bagridae. The coding region runs from base 385 to 693 and encodes 102 amino acids. The record is from RefSeq and is a predicted model, not a curated record.
UAGAUAGAUAGAUAUUAUGUAGUAUAUAGUAGUGUAGUAAACAAGGCGGGGAUGUAAACAGUGCGCUCGUGCAGGUCAUAUGACUCAGGGCUAUAGGAUGUCCACCGAGUUGCCAAAAUCACCGCGUGAGACACAGAGUCGGGUUUAAAAGAGAGCAAAUCUGGCAACCCGGAGCACUUCCGCGCUGUUCUGUAACGAUGUGAAGAUCUGCGUCUGCUGUCAGGGCAGAUCUAUUCAGGACCAGCUCCUUGUACAUCAUGCUUGGUCCAGCCCAGACCAGGAGAGGGACGGACCAUGUGGGAGUCAUAUGAACACAGAAGACAAGGAACAAACGAAUAGAGCGAGAGAGAGAGAGAGAGAUAGAGAGAGAGAUUUUCCCCUGAAAUGAACACAACCACCGUGUCCCCUCACCCGGGCGGAGGAGACGUGGCCCUGACGUAUGUGCUGCUCCCGUUUCUCAUCAUCACCUUCGCCGGGAUUAUUCUAGCGGUGGUGAUGUACGUGAAGAGGAGGCAAAGGAUCGACAGAUUACGGCAUCAGCUGCUCCCGGUGUAUACGUACGACCCGACCGAGGAGCUGAACGAAGCCGAGCAGGAGAUGUGGAGAGAAGAUGACACUAAGGGCUGGACGACGUCGUACCAACAGCAGUGGCCUCUUCUCCCAAAAAACCGAAACGUUUCACAGAAGAUGUGAUUUUUACUCUAACGCUCGACAUUCUGGAGAAUAAAGCGCUCUUCACGUUUUUGGACACGUCGCUCCGGUCUCUUCGCCGAGAAAAGAAAAAAAUAAACAGGAAGCAAGAGACGGAAAUGGACGAUGCUGCGAUGCUGCGAUGCUGCGAUGCAUUUAUUACACACACUCUCUCUCACACACACACACACACACAAAGACACACAAACACACAAUAAUGCAAAUAGGAAACCCAUAGAAAGCAUUGUAAGUGUACAGAAGUGUAUUUAUUCGUAGAGUUGACUGAUCUACAGUAUGUACUGAAGCCAAACACGUAGUGAUACGGAUAAAUGUUUAAAAUCGUGAUAGUGACGCAUCAGAAAUGUCAGAUUAGUUUACAUUUUCUGUGCAUUUGCUUGCUAUCCAAAGAUGUGACUAAGUAUCCAUGGAAACCAGUUCUGGAUGUGGAUUCCUAAACAUCACAUAAAUGAUAUGCAUUAUAUACCAUAAUAGUAAUCAUCAUCAUCAUCAUCAUCAUCACCAUCAUCAUCAUCAUUAUAUAAGCCUAAGAUUUAAAGGAGUUCUGAAAAUCAGGGUAGAAUUUUCAGCACUCACACUUCCUGCUCUGAUACUGAAACCUGCUGGUGUGGAAGGAAGGAUUUAUUUAUUUAUUUAUUUUGCUGUUGAUGGUGUGUGUGUGUGUGUGUGUGAUGUGUUAUGAUAUCAGGUCGGUCAUCCUUACACUUUAUACGGUUUACUGUUGAAACCUUCUUCAGAAACCAAGUCAAGAUCAGAUCAGAGAAGAGACUUUCUCUCUGUGACUAAAUGACUUUCUGAGAACUCGCAAACUUCUGAUCCAGAAAAGUGUGUGUGUGUGUGUGUGUGUGUGUGUGUGUGUGUGUAUACAAAACACACACCUGCCACAUUUCAGACUUCUUGCUUCCAUCAUGUCACACCAGCCGAAAUGAAAUCCACGCUGUUGUCGGAUAAAUAACUUUUUAAAGUCGGCCGUCGGACCGUGACGCUUGCAUCGACCAAUCGUUGGCAUGGAUUACCGUAAACUCCUCCCCUUUAACUUCUGAAACUAGAACAAAUCAGCCUCAGGAAACCUGAAGACCUGAACGUGAUGAAACGAGCAUGUGCUGUAAAAUGUACAGAAAACUUACAUUAUGGGUCAUAAUAUUAAAGAGAUUUAUUAAAUGUUAUAAAAGUAUUGAUUUUUAUUCAAAAUAAAAAUAAAUCCACUUUUGUUUAAUCAUAA